UCGUCAUCAUCAUCAUCGUCGUCGUCGUCAGCUCUUCCUGCUUCAGUCGGUCAGAUGUGACUCCACCACUGAGAGAAGAAGUCGGAGAACGAGUGUCUUUCUUCUGAGAGGAUACUUUGGCUCACGCGCUCCGGACUUUUCUCUGCCGGUGCCGGCGCGCGCCGCUCCAUGGAUCCGCUGUCGGAGUUCGUUCGAGGAGAAAAGUUCUGGGCGUGAACAGAACCUCGGCUCGGAAGAAGCCAGGUUUCCGCCGGCUGGGCUUUUGGGUGCGCUGCUCGUGCGCUCUGUACGCGAGGAUCUACUGGUUUUCUUUGCGCUUUUCCCGCUGUUCGCCGUCUGCGUCAUGACUUCUAGCUAUGCGCAUGUAAUGGACAGGCAAGCAACGAUACCGAACCGCCUGGAGAGCCCGAUCACGUCGAACCUGGACAACCUGCAAGCCAAAAAGAACUUCUCGGUCAGCCACCUGUUGGACCUGGAGGAGGCCGGGGAGAUGGUCGGUAGCCAGGCCGACGAGAGCGUGGCAGAAGCGGGGAGGAGUAUGCUGGAGUCUCCGGGACUGACCAGCGGGAGCGACACCACCCAGCAGGAAAAUGAACAGAUGAACACGGAGGAGAAAAAGAAGAGGAAGCAGCGCAGGAACAGGACUACCUUCAACAGCAGCCAGCUCCAGGCGCUGGAGAGAGUGUUCGAAAGAACUCACUACCCCGAUGCCUUCGUCCGGGAGGACCUCGCCCGCAGGGUCAACCUCACCGAGGCCAGGGUACAGGUUUGGUUUCAGAACAGAAGAGCUAAAUUUCGCCGGAAUGAGCGUGCGAUGCUGGCCAGCAAAAACGCCUCACUGCUGAAGUCCUACUCGGGGGACGUGACGGCGGUGGAGCAGCCAAUCGUACCACGCCCAGCGCCCCGCCCCAAUGACUACCUGUCCUGGGGCAACGCCGCCCCCUACAGUGCCAUGGCAACGUACCCGCCCACCUGCUCCAACACCAACACGUCCCAGGGGAUGAACAUGGCCAACAGCAUUGCCAACCUGAGGCUGAAAGCCAAAGAGUACAGCCUGAACCAGGUGCCCACGGUCAACUGAUGCCAGCUGGACGCCGUCUCCGGGACCGGCACAGGCGGCCGCUCGCACGCCCUCACCUGACCCGGAGCCUCCUCCAUUACCCAGCACACAAUUGGACGCCAAGUGAUGGGAAGAGUUUUCCCACGCUGCCCUUUUCCUCC
This is a messenger RNA of Thalassophryne amazonica, 1221 nucleotides long. It is a transcript of the gene prrx1b, whose product is annotated as paired related homeobox 1b. Gene Ontology annotation, molecular function: DNA-binding transcription factor activity, RNA polymerase II-specific; DNA binding. The transcript is spliced from 4 exons. The record is from RefSeq and is a predicted model, not a curated record. Lineage: Eukaryota; Metazoa; Chordata; Actinopteri; Batrachoidiformes; Batrachoididae. The coding region runs from base 344 to 1081 and encodes 245 amino acids. Gene Ontology annotation, biological process: regulation of DNA-templated transcription.